This is a messenger RNA of Physeter macrocephalus (sperm whale), 2708 nucleotides long. RefSeq names its product solute carrier family 35 member E4 (gene SLC35E4). The record is from RefSeq and is a predicted model, not a curated record. The transcript is spliced from 2 exons. Lineage: Eukaryota; Metazoa; Chordata; Mammalia; Artiodactyla; Physeteridae. Gene Ontology annotation, cellular component: Golgi apparatus. The coding region runs from base 737 to 1789 and encodes 350 amino acids. Gene Ontology annotation, molecular function: antiporter activity.
GGGAGGGGCGAGACAUCCCUCUCGGCUUCGAGGGCGGAGCCUGGCCGGAGGUGGCGCCUGGGACUCGGCCCAAUUUUCCGGGUGAGGCUCGAGGGGCGGCCGCGGAGGCGGGGCCUAGAGCACGGAGUCUCGCUCUCCUCCCGAACCUGGCGAGAGACCCCGCCGCAGCCUGAGCCGCUGGGAACAGGAGCUGGCGCGGAGGCCCUGCCCGAGCCGAGCUGAGUCGAGCUCGCCGUCUGACACCGGCUGCAGCGCAGGCCGGCGCGUCAGCCCGCCGCAGGGUCUGGGCACUGUCCGAGGCAGCGAGCCCGACCACCGGGACCACCGGCACCACCGGGCGCGGGAGCCCGGAUCGCCCUUGCAGGCCUGGCCUGAGCACGCUGGAGGACCUGGGGUUUGGACUGAAGAGAAAAGGGAUGGAGGAUUCCAUGUAAGCAUAGCGUGGGCACUUGGAGGGGAGAAGAGUGGAGACUUCGCCUGGCACGGGGCAGAGGUGCCCGUCGCUUACUAGGCCAGGCUUGAGCACCAGGGAGCCUGGCAUCCCAGCAAAAGCGACCUAGGCUCUGCCCUGCCUGAGUCGGGGACACAGCAUAGCUCUUGGACCUCGGCUGCCGCAGGCCGGGCACAAGAAGCAGUGCCCUCACCUGAGACCGAGCGGGAUCCACAGUGAGGCUCUCUGGUGGCCCAGAACUGGUCGCUGGGGAGCCGGCCUCCUGCCCCGGCCCCACUGGUACGGAUGUGCCGCUGCCCGCGGGAGCGCCAUGACGGCAGGAUGACCUCAGCUGAGGCCGUGGCGGUGGCUGGCGGUGCUCGGUGGGCCGGGUCCCCCCAGUGGCCCCCUGACACCCCGCAGGCGCUACGGAGGCCUGGCCGGGCCUGGGUGACCGUGGCAGCGCUGGUGUGGCUGCUGGCGGGAGCCAGCAUGUCGAGCCUCAACAAGUGGAUUUUCACGGUGCAUGGCUUCGGGCGGCCCCUGCUGCUCUCGGCUCUGCACAUGCUGGCAGCUGCGCUGGCAUGCCACCCGGGGGCACGGCGCCCCAUGCCUGGUCGCACCCGCCGCCAAGUGCUGCUGCUCAGCCUCACCUUGGGCGCCUCGAUGGCCUGCGGCAACGUGGGCCUGAGCGCUGUGCCCCUGGACCUGGCGCAGCUGGCCACCACCACCACGCCACUGAUCACGCUGGCCCUGUCUGCGCUGCUGCUCGGCCGCCGCCACCACCCACUGCAGUUCGCUGCCAUGGGCCCGCUCUGCCUGGGGGCCGCCUGCAGCCUGGCCGGAGAGCUCCGGACACCCCCAGCUGGCUGUGGUUUCCUGCUGGCGGCCACCUGCCUCCGUGGGCUCAAGUCCGUUCAGCAGAGUGCCCUGCUGCAGGAGGAGAGGCUGGACGCGGUGACCCUGCUGUAUGCCACCUCGCUGCCCAGCUUCUGCCUGCUGGCAGGCGCGGCCCUGGUGCUGGAGGCUGGCGUGGCACCGCCGCCCGCCCCCACCGACUCCCGCCUCUGGGCCUGUAUCCUGCUCAGCUGCCUCCUGUCUGUCCUCUACAACCUGGCCAGCUUCUCCCUGCUGGCCCUCACCUCGGCCCUCACUGUCCACGUCCUGGGCAACCUCACUGUCGUGGGCAACCUCGUCCUUUCCCGGCUCCUGUUUGGCAGCCGCCUCAGCACCCUCAGCUAUGUGGGCAUUGCGCUCACCCUUUCAGGAAUGUUCCUUUACCACAACUGCGAGUUCGUGGCUUCUUGGGCUGCCCGCCGGGGCUUCUGGCGGAGGGACCAGCCUGGCAAGGGUCUCUGAGCCCUGAGGGAGCACAGGGACCACACAGGACUGCCUCAGCCUGAAUCCAGCCGUGGCCGUGGCCAUGGGAAAACGGGGAGAGUGGGCAGCCUCUGGGGCUGUCGGGGGAGAUGGGUCUUCCUGCAGGGCCACCUUGGAGGCUGGAAUGGGGACUCCCAGAGAGACCCACCUCUUGUCCCUGCCUGCCUCUCCUCAUCACAGACCCCACUCACCACUGGAUGGUGGGUCCAAGCCCGGCACAGUCACUGUGCUUGUCAGAGUAAUUAUUACGAUUAGUAUCAACUACUACGCCGAAAACUGCUGGCCAAACUUUGAAAACCUCACCGUGUUCUAAUGAUGAAGAUGAUGGUGAUGAUGAUGAUGAUGAUGAUUCUUGGGGGUCGCACAAUCCUUCCUCCAGGAAAUGGGGGAGGCAGCUAGGAGGCCCAAGGAAGGGCUUCUUUGCUGCUGGGCUUCCCUAGGGAGUUGGGGUCGUCUGUGCCAACUCCAGGCAGCUGCUGUGGCCUCAGCCCUGGGCCCCCCAAUUUUGGGUCUUCCGUCCUCAAAUAAACUAUUUUUGCUUGUACACCUGUGUCAUUCCUCGGGGUGGCAGCCAAGGGCUGAUAGCUGCCAGCUGCCCACAAGGAAACGAGGACCCCCUCCCUUACCAGCCAGGGCCUGGCCAGGCCCCCACCUCAGCCCUCUGCUCCGGCCCCUGCAUGCCAUCUUCCCGCAGCCACGGGGGCAUCUCCUAAAACACACGCUUUCUGUGGCUCCACACUGCUCUUGGGACAAAGUCAGAGCUUCCUGCCCAGACCAAAGGGCCCUCGGGGCCUGGCCCCACAGCUUCACCAGGCUCCUCUCCCCUCUCCCCUCUCCCCUCCUUGGGCUCCACCUUCCAUCUGCACCCGCUUCCUUCAGGUCCCCCCCACCCCCGACA